Messenger RNA from Lachancea sp. 'fantastica', 462 nucleotides. The record is from the annotation of a GenBank genome assembly. Lineage: Eukaryota; Fungi; Ascomycota; Saccharomycetes; Saccharomycetales; Saccharomycetaceae.
AUGGGUAAGAGAAAGAAGUCUUCAAGAGGUCCGGCGAAAAAAGUAGUCCAAAGGCUUGAUUCCACAUUCAACUGUUUGUUUUGCAAUCACGAAAGAUCAGUGACAUGUACGCUGGAUAAAAAGAAUAGCAUCGGGUCGUUGUCAUGCAAAGUAUGCGGUCAGACUUUUCAAACACAUGUCAAUGCCUUGUCGCAGCCGGUAGAUGUAUAUAGCGACUGGUUUGAUGCGGUAGAGGAGGUAAAUGCUGGUAAAGUCAGCGAUUCUGAAGGCGAAAGUGACAGUGGAAGCGAUUACGAAAGCGAUUCCGAUGCAGAAGUGGCAAACAAAAGACGCGCUCAAAUAGAUUCGGACGAAGAGGAGAUUUCGGACGACGAAGAAGCUGUGGGCAACUCCAAACGCGGACGUGGUAAGAUAGUAAAGGACGACGACGAUGAAGACGACGAUGAAGACGAUGACGAGUGA